AUGGCGCACAAUUCGUAUCCCGGGGCUAUUCUGUGCGAAACGGCGUUAUCUCCUAAUUCUCCGCCCGUUGACGCUGAGAAGGCCUGCACCAAUCUGUGCGCAUUUCAUCGCCUUGAAAGUUCCAAGGAACCGUACUUCGUGAAGGAAGUUCUGCGUGACGUGCAUAAGCAGAUGAAGGAGCGUAAGGCCGGCGAAGUCAUCACGAUUAAGACGCUGGAUGGCUUGCUUGUGGACUUUAAGGUCCGGACGGGUGAAAUUCUGGAUAUUAGUGAGGGUGUGGCUUGGAUUGCAGGAAAAACGUAUAUCGAGUACGUCCCCAUUCACACUCUCGCAAGCAAUGAAGCCCACGGCCCCUAUCUCGGAUACUGCAACCUGCUUAUCAUACAUCGUCUUCGUUUCCGUGCCGUUCGAUCCGGAGAAUAUCUCCACGAGCCCGUCCUUCCUCCCUUUGAGGCUUGUCUCGCGGAAUUCUUCUCUUUCCGGCAGGUCUGGGAGGCGAGCGAUACUCACAAACAAAUCCGGGCUACGCUAGAAGCUCUCCCGGCUAUUGCCACGCCCAUUACCAAGAUCAUCGGCUUCGCUUGCAACAGCUUGGCUAAUCCCCAGGGAUGUAUGCGUGAGAAGCAGAGAGUUGCGUUCCAGCAUGCCCUUCUCUUGACGCUCAAGGAUCACCUGGAUACGAAGACCGGGAACCCCGAUAUUAAGAUCUUGGUGCAGGACCCGGCGUAUACGGAGGCGGAUAUUGCAAUGCUCACGCAUCUCGGUAUGACUGUUGUUGAGGACCCGGUGGGGUUCGUUGAGGUCGAUGAGCAGUCGUUUGUCUUUGCGUGUAGUCCAACUGUCCCCGCUAGACAGAUCGUUAUGGAUAUGGCUAUGCCGGCGGGGAUGGUUUGGAAUAAGGUGUUGGCUGAGGCGGUUAUCUUUGAUGUCUCCGAUCCCUGGAACCUCUCUGUUCACCGCUGCAUCAACCGCUACUACGACACCCACGCACUCCCAGAGGAUCGCAAGCACUUCGCGCUCAUGGCACUUUAUGUGCGCCGCGUUGAGGGCGAGGUGUCCGCCGAGGUGUACGCAAUAAGGGACCUGGAAGUUCUCAUCACCGUUCGAAACUACGGGCAGUAUGCGGACCAGAUGCGAUUGAAGGCAGAGACCAUGUAUGAGUUGCUCUGUAAGGUGGACCGGUUUGAAUAG
Molecule: messenger RNA, 1191 nt
Organism: Aspergillus ibericus CBS 121593
Lineage: Eukaryota; Fungi; Ascomycota; Eurotiomycetes; Eurotiales; Aspergillaceae
Product: SRR1 family protein
Exons: 3
Coding region: 1-1191 (396 amino acids)
Source: RefSeq, a predicted model, not a curated record